AUGGCAUUUCAGCUGCGGUCCAAACGAAAGCUCGAAUCCGAACCACAGACAGAAUCGCUUUUUAUUCUCGUCCGAACGUAUUCGGUUACGCCACUACGGUUUUGGAACACGCACGGCGAGGAAGCCCGUCAAAGUAUCCAGAAAAGCGCGAGCUGUGCGAGAUGUUUCCCCGUCUUGUUGGAAACACACUGUUCUGAGACGGACUCGUCGACGACAUAG
Molecule: messenger RNA, 219 nt
Organism: Acanthoscelides obtectus
Lineage: Eukaryota; Metazoa; Arthropoda; Insecta; Coleoptera; Chrysomelidae
Source: the annotation of a GenBank genome assembly